AUGCCCCUCCGAAGCAUCGUCCGUCGACUGACAGACCUCGACCCCCCUCAACAAGUGUACAUCCCCCCUACCUCCUGCAAUGCCUCCGACUCGGACCCCAACCCCUCGCAUUUCCCCCCUGCCUCAGCGUCAAGAAAUCCCAACCUCCUCCCACGCACGAUCGACCCUUCCGCCCUGAUCCCCCAAGCAGAUAAACUGCUCGCGUUCCGCGCCCUGACAGGCAUCGACAGCCUUCCCUGCCUAACGGAACCAGGCCACCUGCACCGUCCAGCAGAGAACAUAGGCAUCUACGCACGCGUGCACGCCCACGAAGCCAGCGCGGCCCAUCGCUCCCGCUUCUUCAGCAUCCUAGUGACCGCCUGUCUGGCCGUGCAGAUUGUCGUGGCGGCGUCGUUGACGGCGCUCGGCGCUGCAAGGGGCCCGCACGCGGCCAUCACGGCCUUUGGCGCGAUUAAUACCAUCGUCGCCGGGGUGCUGACGUACCUGAAGGGCAGUGGCUUGCCGGAUACCCUGAAGGAAAGGAGGAGACAGUGGAGGGAUGUCAGGGAGUAUAUUGAGUUCAGGGAGCGGGAGUUUUGUCUGCGUGAGUGUACGCUCGAUGUGUAUGAGGAGGUUAAAGUCGUUCAGAGGAUGUAUGACCUUGUCAGAGGGGAGAAUAAGGAUGCGUGUAGAUAG
Molecule: messenger RNA, 675 nt
Organism: Penicilliopsis zonata CBS 506.65
Lineage: Eukaryota; Fungi; Ascomycota; Eurotiomycetes; Eurotiales; Aspergillaceae
Exons: 1
Coding region: 1-675 (224 amino acids)
Source: RefSeq, a predicted model, not a curated record